AAGGGGUAACAUGUAAAACAAGAAGCAGAACAACACAAAAUCUGCUUGGCUUAGGACAGGGAGUCCGGGACACGAGUGAUCCGGUAUUCGGUUAGGGAGAAAACAGAGCCUCCCAAUCGCGCCCUUGGUUUCCAGUUUCCCUCGCCACGACAAAAGCUUUCUGUCAAGCCUCUCUGCGGUUCGUUACUUCUGGAUCUCACACUUCGCCUUCCGCUGAGAUCUCUGGUCAGUGAUUUGGAUUCCAAUUAUGAUGGCGAAGGCAGAUUCUGAACAAAAGCUCUAUACAAGGAUGCGGCUUUGGGAAUUUCCAGACCAGUACAUUGUUGAGCCCACUAAUGGCUCUUCUGGUUCCUGUUUGGCAAUCAGUAGAGAGGAUGGGUCAAUGAAACUGAUUGAUGAGCUUCAGCAAUCCAACUCUGUUCAGGUUCCUAAAAUUAGGACAAUUUUUGGUGUAAUUGGGAUGCUAAAGCUCUUGGCAGGAUCAUAUUUAUUAGUUAUAACAGAACGUGAAUGUGUUGGGUCUUACUUGGGGCAUCCUAUCUUCAAAGUUUCAUCCCUGAAGGUUCUUCCAUGUGAUCAUUCUCUCAAAAAUUCCACUGCAGAACAGAAAAAGAUGGAGGGUGAGUUUUCUGGCCUUAUAAAUGUAGCAGAGAGGGCUUCUGGUCUGUUUUUUUCGUAUGACACAAAUUUAACUCUGAGUGCACAACGAUUGCAUGAUUUGGGUGAUGAGUCCAAGCUACUUCCUCUUUGGAGACAGGCAGACCCUAGAUUUCUCUGGAACAACUAUAUGUUGGAAGUUCUCAUCGAUAACAAGCUUGAUCCAUACUUGCUUCCUGUCAUCCAAGGGAGUUUUCAGUACUUUCAAGCAGCCAUUGGAAAAGAUAUUAUUGAUGUUACCUUGAUUGCACGAAGAUGCACUAGGAGAACUGGCACUCGGAUGUGGAGGAGGGGAGCUGAUUCUGAUGGGUAUGUUGCAAAUUUUGUGGAAAGUGAGCAAAUUGUACAGUUGAAUGGAUACACAGCAUCAUUCGUACAGGUUCGGGGGUCUAUUCCAUUACUUUGGGAGCAAAUUGUUGAUUUGACAUAUAAACCUAAGUUUGAGAUUGUGAAACUUGACGAAGCACCUCGAGUAGCUGAACGACAUUUUUUGGAUUUAAGAAAAAAAUAUGGGAGUGUUUUAGCUGUUGAUCUUGUCAAUCAGCAUGGAAGUGAAGGACGCUUAAGUGAAAAGUUUGCCAGUGCAAUGCAGCAUAUUGUUAAUGAUGAUGUAAGAUAUCUGCACUUUGAUUUUCAUCGAAUUUGUGGGCAUGUUCACUUUGAGCGCCUCUCCAUCCUUUAUGAUCAGAUUGUCGAUUUCCUCACCAAAAACAGGUACCUUUUGUUGAAUGAAAAAGGUGAGAAAGUUGAGGAACAACUCGGAGUUGUAAGGACCAACUGUAUUGAUUGCUUAGACCGUACAAAUGUUACCCAGAGCAUGAUUGGUCGAAAUAUGUUGGAAUGCCAACUUAGAAGACUCGGUGUUUUUGGUGGUGAUGAAACUAUUAGCUCACAUCCAAAUUUCGAUGAGAACUUCAAAAUUAUGUGGGCUAAUCAUGGUGAUGACAUUAGUAUCCAAUACUCUGGUACUCCAGCUUUGAAGGGAGAUUUUGUCAGGUGUGGCCAGCGGACAGUUCAAGGAAUUCUUAAAGAUGGUUGGAAUGCCCUCAUGCGUUAUUACCUGAAUAAUUUUCAUGAUGGGACAAAACAGGAUGCCAUUGAUCUCCUGCAAGGGCAUUACAUUGUUUCUGUCAACCGGGAUAUGACCCCCCCAUCCCAGAAAGGGGGCCUUGAAGCUAUUGCUUCAAUUCGGCUGGCACUAUCACUGGUCUUCACUGGCUUCUUUUUUGCGACCAUGUCACUGAGGCAAGUUGGAACCGAUGUACGCCACCUAUUAUUUGCGGUUAUGUGGGCGGCCCUGAGUUUAGUGAUAGCAACAUUUGUAAGGGCAAAUGGCCGGAUUUUCUGCAAUCGGCCUCGUCUGCACCAGCCUCGCCGUUGACUCAGUAUUUGGAAUGCCUUGGCCUGUGGAAUAUAUGCCAAAGGUUAUUAUAUUGAUUCUUUAAAUUGUUUCUGUUGUUGAUUCAGUUUUGAAUUGUUUAUUGGUUUUAUCUAAAAGAUCGAUGAUGGCAAUUUGUCUUGGGACUGCCAUCUCCGCUUGUACUAAUGGAAUUUUCUCCCACAAAAUUCAAGCUGAAAGGAAAACAGUAUGUAAAUUGACCUGUUUAAUCAAUACUUGGGCAAGUAAGUUUUAUUUUGAAUUUCAACAUUA
Molecule: messenger RNA, 2308 nt
Organism: Vitis riparia (riverbank grape)
Lineage: Eukaryota; Viridiplantae; Streptophyta; Magnoliopsida; Vitales; Vitaceae
Product: phosphoinositide phosphatase SAC6
Exons: 22
Coding region: 248-2038 (596 amino acids)
Biological process (GO): phosphatidylinositol dephosphorylation
Cellular component (GO): endoplasmic reticulum
Molecular function (GO): phosphatidylinositol-4-phosphate phosphatase activity
Source: RefSeq, a predicted model, not a curated record